This is a messenger RNA of Penaeus indicus, 1685 nucleotides long. RefSeq names its product cytoplasmic tRNA 2-thiolation protein 2-like (gene Ctu2). Gene Ontology annotation, biological process: tRNA wobble position uridine thiolation. The transcript has 9 exons. Gene Ontology annotation, cellular component: cytosol. Lineage: Eukaryota; Metazoa; Arthropoda; Malacostraca; Decapoda; Penaeidae. Gene Ontology annotation, molecular function: tRNA binding; sulfurtransferase activity. The record is from RefSeq and is a predicted model, not a curated record. Bases 115 to 1590 code for a protein of 491 amino acids.
CACGAGUCUUGUUUACAUGACGCAACAGCACGUGGCAAGAGGCGUCAGCGCACCUGUCUGGUUGUCGUGUUUGCGUAAACUUUUUUUCAAGUGAGCUGUGAUUGAACCGUCAUCAUGUGUAGUGUUGAUCCUGACGAGCUCACAGAAAUGACACGAGCCACAGGCCAGUUGGACAUCAGUGGUGGUGAUGUUUUGUGUCGCAAAUGUGGAACAGGAACUGCUGAAGUUGUGCUACGAGUCAAGGAUGCAUAUUGCAGGGAAUGUUUCUUGGCUUACUUUGUGCACAAGUUCCGCUCAACCAUUGGCAAGUCAAAGCAGAUCCGACAUGGUGACAAAGUAUUGGUUGCAACGUCUGGUGGAGCAUCGUCGGCUGCCAUGCUGCACCUCAUUAGGCAGGGCCUGAAUGAGACUUCACACAAACAGCUGCGAUUUGAGCCUGCUUUCCUAUAUGUAGAUGAAAGUUGUUUAAGUGAAAACCCUAGCUCGGGCCAAGAAUACAUCAAGAAAGUUUGUGGAGAAGUGACUACGUUAGACUUUGAUUGCUAUGUUACAUCAAUAGAGCAGAUUAUGUCAACACAAGUGAUGUCACCUGUUUUGUUUACUAAGGAAUGGAAUGAAGAACAACUCCCAAAGACUAAGAGCCUAGAAGAAAGCACAAAAGACCUGUUAAUGGCCUGCAAGAGUCCGUCGGCCAAAGAAGACCUUGCAGAGCAGCUGCGUCAAGACCUCAUACUUCAGGCCGCAAAAGCUCUUGGUUAUCAGAAAGUCUUUCUCGGUGACAAUGCAACAAGCUUGUCUAUUGCAAUCUUGGGAAAUGUGGCCAUUGGUCGAGGCUCACAGCUGCCUGGAAGAAUGCAUUUCAAAUCAGUGCACCAAGGCAUCGAAAUAUACCGACCAAUGAGAGAAAUUCUUCAGAAUGAGAUUCAGUAUUAUGUACAAAUUCACAAUUUGUCUGCAGUGAAAGCACCAGGUUUCCAGAUGAAGGGUUCAAGCAUCACCUCCUGCACAGAAGACUUUGUGAAAACCCUACAGAGAGACUUCCCUGCCACCAUCCCUACCAUCUUCCGUACGGGAGACAAGCUCGUGUCCUCGUCCUCAGAGCAGAGCCGACGCACCAGUCCAGAGCCACUCAAUGGUGCUGGUUCUUGCAGUGAAGUGUGUGUCCUUUGUGGCUCGGAUUUGGACACUGAGCAGGGUGAAGCUUCUGCUGUCCAUGCCAUUCUUGUAUCGCAGGAAUUGUCUCAGCGGAAGGUGGGGGGUGACUCCAAGGAAGGAAGUAAGGGGAUAAGCAAUGCUUUAUAUGAUAAAUCAACUGUGAAUGGAAAUUGUGAAUCGAGUGACAGUGCAGAGCUUGCUGAAAAUUCUUGUGCUUGUAAUGGAGAUGGUGGUUGUGGCAGUGGGGGAAAAGACAGCAAAAGGGAACAUGUAUUAUCACGGGACCAGCUUGAAGGUUACCUCUGCUACGGAUGUCGGAUUAUUGCAAGAGAACUGAGAGACGUCCAACUUCUCCCGAAAAAAAUGUUAGGAACGGCGGCUGAACAAGAACGACGGAAACUCAUGAGGGAACAGAUUCAGGACUUUCUCUUAUAAUGUCUCUCUGGAAAUAGAGAAUAUGCUUUUAGUAUUUUAUUGCAGAUUGAAACUUGGACCUUUUUUGUAAUUAUAGAGAUAUAUUGGUGGAAUUU